AAGAGGGCGUGCCAUGGUGUUAUGUGUGAGUGAGUGAGUACGGUUUGUGUCUUGGUGUGUAUGCACUGUAUGUGUGUGUGUGGGUGAGCUUGGUAUGUAAGCACCGUCACAGAUAGAUCACACAAGGAAAUACAAUUGCAUAAGGAAGAAACAAAUUCAGAGAAUAUCUACUCAGGUGAAGGCUGGUAGCCUCGGUCACUGAAAUCUGACAGACCAUGGGUGGAGGUCAGAGCAAAGACAAAAUGCACUGCAACCGCUACAUGAAUGGCCAAGGCCCCCUCUCAGUCGAGCAGCAAAUGGAGCAGGACCUGAAGGGACCCAGUGGCAACCAGUCAGUGGGGGACCAGCCAGAGGGAUCAAUGGCCCUGCAGCAUGAGAGAAGGAGUCUGCCAGGCUUCCCCAAAGAUGACACUAUCAAAAUCAAUUUCGUCUUUUCGGACGGUAUUCAAACGGAAGCUCAUCCCAGGCCAGGGGAGAAGUUUCACGGGCUGCAGACGGCUGCCUACUUGCCUCAGAACACCAAGGGGACAGCAGUGGUCAAACUGCUGGAGAGGGCUUUUCAGCAGAGGAUGCUCUUCACCGUGGCAACCAACAGUGAUGGGGAGGAGGCCGUGGUGCCUACAGACGUGCCCCUAAAGACCAUCGGAGACGAGUCUGGACCGGAGAGCCUUCGGUAUCCAGAUUCCAACUACCUGAACGAUGUAGUCAAAGUUCUGAAGGCCAAGGGGAUCAAGUGACUGCAGAACAGACCACUCAAUCGAAUGGAAUGCGCUGUACAGAAUGGAAUGGAAUUGAAUGGAACUUAGGUGACAUAGUUAAAAGGACUCGAUUAUGUCACUGCUUUUGUAGGGAACUAGGCAUUGAAACAAACAAACCACCAAAUCACGGUACCAGUUUGGGUGUGUCAUGAAUCACAAAUGUUAGGCUGUUGUGGUGAGCCUCACAGUCUAGUUACUGUGUCAAAUAUACACACAGGUAUUGGAUUCAUUAUGGUUUUGUAUAUACUAUGUAUAGAAUAUCUGUAUAAAAUCGUGUGUGUGUGUGUGUGUGUGUGUGUGUGUGUGUGUGUGUGUGUGUGUGUGUGUGUGUGUGUGUGUGUGUGUGUGUGUGUGUGUGUGUGUGUGUGUGUGUGUGUGUGUGUGUGUGUGUGUGCGUGCGCGCGCGCGUGACAGAGAAAGAAACUGUCUGUAGCCUAUUUGUAAUGAUUUACUAAAUUAUCUACUUGCAUUAUAAAAUAUUAUUUAUGUUCAUUUAGUUCACUAUGCUAAGCAUGUUCAAAACAGAAGGUUCAUUUGUCAAUACAAAUACAAUGAAUGUAAGAUUUGUCAACAAGUUUUAAAUUAAAGUAAAAAAAAAAAAAUCAAAGCAUCAUAUGGGCAAUCUAUGUUUCACCAAUACUGUGAGUAUCCAAUACUGUGCGUAUCUAUGUUUCACCAAUACUGUACUGUGCAUGUCCACUGCAUCCUACUCUUGAAUGGAGUUUCAGUCCU
Engraulis encrasicolus (European anchovy) is the source of this 1490-nucleotide messenger RNA. RefSeq names its product deltex E3 ubiquitin ligase 3L a (gene dtx3la). Gene Ontology annotation, molecular function: ubiquitin protein ligase activity. Gene Ontology annotation, cellular component: nucleoplasm. The coding region runs from base 216 to 737 and encodes 173 amino acids. Gene Ontology annotation, biological process: Notch signaling pathway; protein ubiquitination. The record is from RefSeq and is a predicted model, not a curated record. Lineage: Eukaryota; Metazoa; Chordata; Actinopteri; Clupeiformes; Engraulidae. The transcript is spliced from 5 exons.